AUGUACACUGCAACUCUUGUAACCAUCUACUUACCAAUCAUAUCACUUAUUCAAGUGAAGUUUCAAAACCAAAAAAAAUCUCCUUUUGAAACAAGUGGUUUCUUUAUGAACUUAUCAGUUGUUGCUUUAUGCAUAGCUACAGCCACUUCAGGAGUCCUGUUUUACAUAAACCAUCGGUUGCAAAACUCAACAAUGGAGGACCUCUCUCUUGUUCAUUACAUGAUCCUAAAAGGAGUGUUUUCCUUCUUUGGCAUCCUCAUCCAUGUUUCCCUCAUCCUCGUCUUAAUCAUCCCUAAAAACCUUGAUUGGAUUAGAUACGUAAUUAUAUGUGUACUCCUUGGGGUCGUAGCCAUAUCUAACUACCGUGUCUACAAGAGGUUAAAUGACAUGGAAGACGAGCUCAACAUGGAAGCUCAUCAAAUGGUCUAA
Molecule: messenger RNA, 429 nt
Organism: Lactuca saligna
Lineage: Eukaryota; Viridiplantae; Streptophyta; Magnoliopsida; Asterales; Asteraceae
Source: the annotation of a GenBank genome assembly